Pneumocystis carinii B80 is the source of this 267-nucleotide messenger RNA. RefSeq lists its product as hypothetical. The record is from RefSeq and is a predicted model, not a curated record. The transcript has 6 exons. Bases 1 to 267 code for a protein of 88 amino acids. NCBI's taxonomy places the organism in Eukaryota, Fungi, Ascomycota, Pneumocystomycetes, Pneumocystales, Pneumocystaceae.
AUGAUACUUUAUCAAAAAUUAGUAAACAAAGCAGUAUCAUGUAAAAUGAAAAAUAUCAUUUCAAUUAUAUCAUAUAAUAAAUUAAUAUCAAAUAAAUAUAUAAAAAGCGAAUAUUUAAAAUAUUUAAAUAAUUUAGAUAAUAAAAAUACACAAGUCCCAUAUUUUACAACACACUAUAUGUAUAAUGAAUAUUGUGUUUAUUUUUUUAAAAAUAAAAAUAUAAGUUCAAAAAUCAAAAAAAAAUAUAGUUAUGAUCAUAUUAUAUAA